AGAAGUAAGCUAAACGCAAGUGGAUUAUUCUGUUAAAUUUCUUGAAGAAACCUUAGCUAUCAACAAGUAAUCUUUGUAUGACAAGAUAGAAGCCGUCGUUGAUUGAAGCCCAGCCAAUGAUUUUCUUCUUAAUGAGAUUCAUUUGAUACUUCUUUUAAUUCUGUAACUUAUUUAGAUGGAAUUAAAUAAUGAAAAAUUAUGUGGUGUAAUUCAAGAGUUAGCAUGCAUACCAGCCGAUCCACCAACUAAAAGAGAACUCUGUAUUCGUUGUUUGAGACCAAAAAGAGUGUGUUGGUGUCCAUAUUUACCUGCUGAACCAUUACCCAUUCAAUGCACUAUCAUAAUUCUUCAACAUCCUGCAGAAGAAAAACGCUGCCUUCGAACUGCACCCAUGCUGGAAUAUUCCAUUCCCAGAGAUAAGUUCAUUUUGUUUAAAGGAAGGAGAUUUUCAUCCAUGUUGAAUGAAAAAUUGAGAUCUCUUCUGUUGUCUCCAAAGACACUUCUCUUUUAUCCUGGACCUUCAGCGGUGGGCAUUGAGUCACUGCCUGUCGUCGGUCAGAAUGACUGUGACCCAUACAAUAUCAUAAUACUGGAUGGUACUUGGCCACAAGCAAGAUCUCUCUAUGCUAACUGUAAAGAGCUCAAGCAAGUAAAACAGGUUCAAAUAAAUUCUGAAGUAACUAGUGAAUAUGUUAUUCGCACUCAGCCAACAGAGGGAUCUUUAUCUACAGUUGAAACAGCUGCUAUAGCAUUGUCAGUUUUGGAAGGAAAUUCGCACUUCAAACACGCAUUGUUGCAUCCCCUGAAAGCUUUGUGUGAUUUCCAACUCAAUCACGGUGCUGUAUCCCACCAGAGUAAAGAGUUUUUGAUCAAAAAUGGCCUCCAUAAAUCAUGUCAAAAUACUUCAUCCUGACACUUAUUUAUUUACUAUUCUUUUGUUAAUAAAUUGUUUUUAUCAAA
Parasteatoda tepidariorum (common house spider) is the source of this 960-nucleotide messenger RNA. It is a transcript of the gene Dtwd2, whose product is annotated as DTW domain containing 2. The record is from RefSeq and is a predicted model, not a curated record. NCBI's taxonomy places the organism in Eukaryota, Metazoa, Arthropoda, Arachnida, Araneae, Theridiidae.